AUGCUUAAACUCUCGGAAAAACCUAGCGGACAAACGGGAGAAAAGGUCCUCCUCGAAGCCAUGUCAAAGGAUAAGGUCCACCUGGCUCGUUUCAUCCUCGACGCACUGGACGGUAAGAUCAUCAACUCCACGCACGAGGGAGCCGUCACUCCGCUCAUCACAGCCGCGCGGCUGCCGGAGCCCCAGGCCAGAUCCAAGUUCAUGACCCUGCUGCUGCAGCGCGGCGCCAGCGUCAACCAUCAGGACGAGCGAGGGCGCACUGCACUGAGCCACGCCUGUGAGCACGGCUACCUGGACGCGGUGAAGGUGCUGGUGCAGAACAACGCUGACCCGGAGUUAGUGGACAGCUGGGGGAACACGGCCUUGAUGUACGCGUCUGUGGGGGGGCACUCGCCCGUGGUGGAUUUUUUGGUGAGGGCGUUCAAGAGACUGGGCCUGGAAAUCGACCGACAAAACAAAGUUGGCAACUCGGCCGUGGAGGUGGCGAAGUAUCUGGGACACCAGGAGUGUUUCUCCGCUCUCACCAGCAAAGCGAAGAAAGGCCACGAUAACGGAAGGAGGUUUUCAGACAGUAAUGAAGGCGAAGACAGCCUCGGGAGAAAGUCAUCGGACGCUUCUGAGGGUGGGAAACAACAGAUAGAAAGUGGAAAGAAGAUGAACUUCGGUAUCCGUCGAUUCGACGACAGUUACUAUCAGAAACGGAGCAGUUUGCCUACCAGUGUCCUGGCUCCCACACCACCUGAGCGUGCGUUGAUACCCCAGCGCAAAUCAAAAGCCCUUCUGAGGAACCCGGCGCCGGGCAGCGCGGAGACGCCUGCUAUCUCUGCGCCAGGGGCCAGCUUCACUAUCCUCGGGAACAGACUGUUGCGGCGGUUCACUUUUCCAGAGUUAAGGAAGUCCGGGAAAGACCCGGGCGCGGAUGGGUCCACGCUCUCCGUUGGUCCCGAGCUGACGGGGCCAGGGAUGCCCAAGUCCGAGACUUUCCCCCCGGUCAAGAGGCACCCUCAGGUGGGGAGCAAACCCAGCGUCGACAGUAUCAGCGCUGUGAAAUGCGAAUUCGACUUUCACUUUAAAAUGAGCCCAAACAACUCUGUCCACAGCCCGCCCAAAUAA
Messenger RNA from Conger conger (European conger), 1113 nucleotides. RefSeq names its product ankyrin repeat domain-containing protein 63-like. The coding region runs from base 1 to 1113 and encodes 370 amino acids. The transcript has 2 exons. The record is from RefSeq and is a predicted model, not a curated record. Gene Ontology annotation, molecular function: protein binding. Lineage: Eukaryota; Metazoa; Chordata; Actinopteri; Anguilliformes; Congridae.